AUGGAUAUGGAUGUUGAUCUCGAAUUAGAAAUGAAGAUAUCACGUAGGGAGCUCCGAGUGCUUUUGCUUCAUGAAUUCCGUUUGGGUAGCAAAGCAACGGAAGCAACACGCAACAUAUGUAGCACGAUGGGCAAGGAUGCACUCUCUAUCCGCACAGCGCAACAUUGGUUCCAUCGGUUCAAGAAUGGCAACUUCGAACUCGACGAUUUACCUCAUACCGGAAGACCAUCAGAGGUGAAUAUGGACCAUUUAAAGCAGCUUAUCGAAGAAGAUCCUAGGUUGACUACGCGGUGUUUAUCAGAGCGACUUGGGUGCUCUCAUACUACAGUGGAAACACAUCUGCACGAAUUGGGCAAAACGUGGAAAUAUGGAGUUUGGAUACCACAUGAUCUGUCACCACAUCAGCUCCAACACAGAGUCGAUGCUUGUAUGGAAUUAAUGACGUCUCACCGCAACUACCAAUGGCUCCGCAAUCUUAUUACUGGCGAUGAGAAGUGGGUGUUAUAUGUUAACCACACGCGCAAGCGACAGUGGCUAGGAGCUGGAGAAACAGGUGUAGCAACGCCCAAAAAUAAUCUUCACUCAAAGAAGAUCAUGUUGAGCGUAUGGUGGGGUGUCAAAGGAAUUAUUCAUUGGGAAAUUCUUCCAGCUGGCUGCACCGUCACUGCUGAUCUAUACUGUCAGCAAUUAGAUCGAGUUGCAGCAAAACUUCAUGGGAAGCAAGACAGAAUUUAUUUUUUGCAUGACAACGCCAGACCUCACAUUGCAAAGUCGACUCGUGAAAAAUUAUUGAAGCUCGGAUGGAUUACACUUCCACAUCCACCAUACUCUCCUGACUUGGCCCCAACAGAUUACCAUUUGUUUCGUUCUCUUUCUAAUUAUUUGGGCGAGAAAAAAUUCAACGACGAGAACGAUCUCAAAACGGACCUGACCAACUUCUUCGACCAAAAGUCUCAAGACUUCUACGAGGGAGGGAUCCUUUCUCUGCCAGAGCGUUGGCAACAAGUCAUAGAUAGUAAUGGAGCAUACAUUGUUGAAAGCUAG
Adineta ricciae is the source of this 1044-nucleotide messenger RNA. The record is from the annotation of a GenBank genome assembly. NCBI's taxonomy places the organism in Eukaryota, Metazoa, Rotifera, Eurotatoria, Adinetida, Adinetidae.